CAAGUCUGUCCCCAUCCGUUUCCCGAAGGUGUUGCUGUCGACCCUUCUUGUCACCUUACAACUACGGAUUGACCUCACACAACCUUCACUUCCAGCUUCGACAUUGUGGCCUGACAUCCUCCCUUCUUUGAUACCCAGCAAAACAGAGCUUUCCCAUUCUGAAUCUCUAGCGUCCUCACCAGCUCACCUUUGGGUCUGUGAAGCGGCCGUCAGCACGAUCUCGUUCGCCAGACAGUCGCCCGAACACUCUCCAGGGCCCAAUCCGCCCGUUGACGGAGGACCCAAUCUCACGCGAAAACAGGUUCUGACGCCUCAGGCUUCAAUACCGAAAAGCCUUGAGCAGCCGCUGAAACGAUGCCGUUUCGACACCUUUAUUCAGGCCAACAUGGCUCUCAUGACUUUCAAAACCAGGGUCAUACCCAACAACUAGCCAUUGUUGAUCCCGACUCACUCGAUUACACCGGGUGGCAUGAGAUGGACUUUACCACAGGCCCCCUCACUUCCUCCACGACCGCCUCCAAUCCUCAGCAGGUACAGGGUCCAAAGUACUCGACCAACAUGGACACCGAUAUUGACCCUCUGGCCUAUCUACGGUCGACCCGACGACACAACUCCACCGGGUCUAAUCAUCAGCAGUCGCCUCUCUCAGGAGACCUCUUUACCACGGGGCCGUUCAGCUACUCUCAACUUCUCAAUAUGGACGCUGAUCUUACGUCGCUGGAUCAGUCGAGCAUGAGCUCACGCACCGACGGUGAUUCCAACAUGCUUAACGACGGCAGUACCAUGACAAGUUCAUUGUCAGUUGCUGAUUCUCUCAACACUUCGCCUCCCGUGUCCACGCUUGAUCCCAUCUCGAUCUCAAUCACCACCAGGAAUGACGAAAAGCUCUGCCCACUGAUAGCCGGCCAAGUUGAUUCUUGCCAGCCACAAAGGUGUGGUCCAGAUGCUCCUUGCAUGAAUUUUACUACCCUUCCUCCAAUCGAAGAAUGCACCUCUGUCCCGUGCAUAACCCAAACGACAUCUCCCAUCGAGACCAUGAUCACCAGUGACAGCGUCGUUCCUUUACAUCAGAGACCAAGCCUCAGCUCGAGGUCGAGCACCGCACAAUCCACUCUCCGCCGAUCAUCAGCUUCAUCCAACGACAACCAGAUCCAGUCCGUGCCGCUGCCACCACGGAAUUCGAGGGCGGCUGCGGCGCGGAAACAAGCGCGAAACAGCAAGCCAGCUCCAGUCGCCGCAAGCACAAUUGCCUCAGAUGACGACGAGGAAGGGCAAGCGACCGCGAAACCGACCGCGCCAUCGAAAGCCGACGCGAAACAACGAGCGAAACAAGCGCACUCUCUUGUCGAGCGCAAGUACCGCGAAAACCUGAACGCGAAGAUCGCGCAGUUACACAACACGCUCCAGUCGUCCCACUACGGACCCAGAGCCAAUGAAGAUGACGAGAGCGACGCACCCAGCGUGGUGCCCGCAAACAAAGUGCGCAAGAGCGAUGUCUUGACCGAAGCCAUGAACUACGUCAACCAGACUGAAGUCGAAAUGCGGCAUAUGGAAAAUGAAAUCCAAAGACUUAGCGAUAGGGUUAGGGUACUGGAGAAGUUGGUCCGAUGCGAGGAUUGCAGUCUGCUCAAGCAGAUGGUCAACCUGCAGGUGCAAGCCGUUUGAUUGUGGACAGGCAACACUAUGUGACGAGUUUCCUUUAUCCUGACUCCAUCCUCCUUUUUUCCCUCUCUUCGGCGUUGCAAGGACAUUAUUGUGCGUUCACACAAAGCGGAGCUCGCAACGUCGAGAAAUCUCGCGAAGCAUGGGUGUCAGAUGGAUCUUUCAAGAUUCUGUUUCAAGGCGUUGCUUGAUUCCGGCAUUGUCGGUAGGCAUGCCGGUUGUUGGGGUUUGCUACCAUGGGAAGGCAAGUUUUGAAGGAUGCCUGAGGGAGUUCUUCGGCACGUUUUAUUUACCAACGUGGGACUGCGCAGCGUGGGAGAAGAAGCAGUUUUUGAAAAUCUGCGACGCAAUCAGGGGGGCAAAUUCCUAGUAUAUACGCUGAAGAAUCUCUGAGAGCAAGAGAGAGCCCGGAAAAAUAUUCGAGAUUAAAAAGUACCUUGUGGAAAUGCAAGUACCAAAUUUUUGACACAAAACGAGCGUUUCCUUCAAGUGCUAUCUGUUGCGGUGCCACCUAGUUUACAGAGUAUUCGUAGGAGAUUAAUACGCUCCGAAAUUUACAUUGAUGCGAGUCGGGGAAGAUUGACUCGCAUCAAGGCUACUAC
Messenger RNA from Exophiala xenobiotica, 2264 nucleotides. RefSeq lists its product as uncharacterized. Bases 355 to 1665 code for a protein of 436 amino acids. NCBI's taxonomy places the organism in Eukaryota, Fungi, Ascomycota, Eurotiomycetes, Chaetothyriales, Herpotrichiellaceae. Gene Ontology annotation, molecular function: protein dimerization activity. The record is from RefSeq and is a predicted model, not a curated record. The transcript has a single exon.